Penicillium macrosclerotiorum is the source of this 1761-nucleotide messenger RNA. Its product is annotated as putative amidase. The transcript is spliced from 3 exons. The coding region runs from base 1 to 1761 and encodes 586 amino acids. The record is from RefSeq and is a predicted model, not a curated record. Lineage: Eukaryota; Fungi; Ascomycota; Eurotiomycetes; Eurotiales; Aspergillaceae.
AUGUCGCCCUUGUUGCAGGCUCUCGUGAGCGGCCUGGCUCUGGCCGGCUCUGCUGUUGCUGUGCCCUACAAGGCUGAGGAGGUUGAUACUCUGGUCGCCUCGCAGGUUCUGACGAACCCUUAUGCCUUCGACUUCCCUCGCCUGGGUGCCCCUGGUGCCUCGCUGUUCCCGAUGCGCCACUGUCAUGGGUUCAAGCUAGAGGAGGCCAGCGUGGAUGACAUCCAGCAGCGCAUGAGCAAUGGUUCUCUCACCAGCGUUCAGCUGCUCGAGUGCUAUCUCGACCGGAUUCACCAGACUCAGCCUGCCAUUCUGCAAUUCAACCCGGAUGCCUUCUCCAUUGCUCAGAAGCUGGAUGAGGAGCGUGCCAAGGGCAAAGUUCGUGGUCCUCUGCAUGGCAUCCCCUUCAUUGUGAAGGAUAACAUCGCCACUAAGGACCGCAUGGAGACCACUGCAGGCUGCUGGGCCCUGCUUGGUAACGUCGUGCCUCGUGACUCUCACGUGGUCCACGGUCUUCGCAAGGCUGGUGCUCUGCUGCUGGGCAAGGGCGCCCUGAGUGAGUGGGCGGAUAUGCGUUCGAACAAUUACUCCGAGGGCUUCACUGCCCGUGGUGGUCAGUGCCGUAGUGCUUACAACUUCACCGUCAACCCCGGUGGUAGCAGCACUGGUCCUGGUGUUGCUGUGGGUGCUAACCUGAUCCCCAUCGCCCUCGGCACCGAGACCGACGGAAGUGUCAUCAACCCCGCGCAGCGAAACGCUAUUGUGGGUAUCAAGCCCACUGUCGGAUUGACUUCCCGUGCUGGUGUCAUCCCCGAGUCUUUGCACCAGGAUACCAUCGGUACCUUUGGUAAGACUGUCAGAGAUGCUGUGUAUACUCUGGAUGCCAUCUACGGUGUUGAUACGCGGGAUAACUACACCCUUGCCCAGAAAGGCCUGACCCCGAAGGGCGGCUAUACUCAGUUCCUGACCAACAAGGAUGCCCUGAAGGGUGCCGUGUUUGGCCUGCCCUGGAAGUCCUUCUGGGCGCUGGGCGAUGCCGACCAGAUCGCUCAGCUGGAGGAGCUCCUCGACCUGAUCAAGUCAGCCGGUGCUACCAUCAUCAAUGGUACCGAGCUGCCUCACUACAAGGAGAUCGUCUCGCCGGAUGGCUGGAACUGGGACUACGGCUCGACUCGUGGCUACGCCAACGAGUCGGAGUACUCGUAUAUCAAGGUUGACUUCUACAACAACCUGCGCGACUACCUCGCUGAGGUCAACAACACCAACAUCAAGACCCUUGAGGAUCUUGUCCAGUACAAUGAGGAUAACUACGGCUCUGAGGGUGGCUUCCCCGGCAUCCACCCCGCCUUUGGCUCCGGCCAGGACGGUUUCCUCGCCUCCUUGGAGAGCAAGGGUAUCAUGAACGAGACCUACUGGUCGGCUCUGGCCUUCUGCCAGCGUACCACCCGCGAGGAGGGCAUCGACGCCGCUUUGAAGUACCACAACCGCACCCUGGAUGGUCUCUUGGUGCCUCCGGAUGUUGCCCAGAGCAUUCAGAUUGCUGCUCAGGCGGGCUACCCUGUCAUCACCGUACCCGCUGGUACCAGCAAGGAGUCCGGCAUGCCCUAUGGCCUGGCAAUCAUGAACACUGCCUUCUCGGAGCCUACCCUCAUCAAGUACGCCAGCGCCAUUGAGGAUCUUCAGAAGACCUCGGGCACCAAGUGGCAGCGCACUCUUCCUGAGUGGCGCGGCUACCUCGAGCGCAACCUGCCCGUGAUCAUGUAA